Heterostelium album PN500 is the source of this 1233-nucleotide messenger RNA. RefSeq lists its product as uncharacterized. The record is from RefSeq and is a predicted model, not a curated record. The transcript is spliced from 3 exons. Lineage: Eukaryota; Evosea; Eumycetozoa; Acytosteliales; Acytosteliaceae. Bases 1 to 1233 code for a protein of 410 amino acids.
AUGAAGGGUUUGGUUUCCUCUAGGUCUAAAGAUGAUCGAGUUUUUUCACUUGGUUUUGUUUCACUGCUGCCUUCCGGUUUGUCAGUUUCAGUUGGCUUGUCUUUUGGUUUAUCAGUUUCAGUUGGCUUAUCGGUUUCAGUUGGCUUGUCUGCGGGUUUAUCAGUUUCUGUUGGCUUGUCUGCGGGUUUAUCGGUUUCAGUUGGCUUGUCUUUUGGUUUAUCAGUUUCAGUAGGUUUAUCAGUUGGCUUGUCUUUUGGUUUAUCAGUUUCUGUUGGCUUAUCAGUAUCAGUUGGCUUGUCUGCGGGUUUAUCAGUUUCUGUUGGCUUGUCUUUUGGUUUAUCAGUUUCAGUUGGUUUGUCUUUUGGCUUAUCAGUUUCUGUUGGCUUAUCGGUUUCAGUUGGCUUGUCUUUUGGUUUAUCAGUUUCAGUUGGCUUAUCAGUAUCAGUUGGCUUGUCUGCGGGUUUAUCGGUUUCAGUUGGCUUGUCUUUUGGCUUAUCAGUAUCAGUGGGCUUGUCUUUUGGUUUAUCAUUUCAGUGGGCUUGUCUUUUGGUUUAUCAGUUUCGAGUUGGCUUAUCAGUUUCUGUUGGCUUAUCAGUAUCAGUUGGCUUGUCUUUUGGUUUAUCAGUAUCAGUGGGCUUAUCAGUUUCUGUUGGUUGGUCUUUUGGUUUAUCAGUUUCUGUUGGUUUGUCUUUUGGCUUAUCAGUAUCAGUUGGCUUGUCUUUUGGUUUAUCAGUUUCUGUUGGCUUAUCAGUUUCUUUUGGUUUAUCAGUUUCUGUUGGCUUGUCUUUUGGUUUAUCAGUAUCAGUUGGCUUCUCUUUUGGCUUAUCUGUUUCGGUUGGUUUGUCUUUUGGUUUAUCAGUAUCUGUUGGCUUGUCUUUUGGCUUAUCGGUUUCAGUUGGCUUGUCUUUUGGUUUAUCAGUUUCUGUUGGCUUAUCAGUAUCAGUUGGCUUGUCUGCCGGUUUAUCGGUUGGUUUGUCUUCUGGCUUACCAGUUGGCUUAUCAGUUGGUUUAUCAGUUGGUUUAUCAGUUGAUGGAGUUUGCGAUGGAGUUUGCGAAGGAGUAUGGGAUGGAGUUUGCGAAGGAGUAUGGGAUGGAGUUUGGGAUGGAGUUUGGGAUGGAGUUUGGGAUGGAGUUUGGGAUGGAGUUUGGGAUGGAGUUUGCGAAGGAGUUUGGGAUGGAGUAUGGGAUGGAGUUUGCGAAGGAGUUUGGGAUGGAGUUUUAGAUGGAGUUUGA